AGUUCAUUGGAAAAUUCUUACUACAAUUUUUCUUAUUCGCUUCUGAUCAGUUACUUUCGUCCUUCUGGAUCCGUUGACGAAUAGCAAAAAGCUUGAUUUAUGGCUUUUGGCCGCGACAAUCGUGUAAGGUUCAGAGAUUGGAUUUCAGAAGGAUCAUUAACCACAGAGUAUGGUUACGGAAGAAAAGUUAGACCAUCUCUAAACACAGUUUUGAAGAAUGUUCGUAGAGGAUUUGAGAAAGGUUCAGAUAAAAUCAGGACUUUUAAGAAAAGAGAUUCUAGCACCACCACAGAUAAGAAGAAUAUUAUAAACCCACAAGGCUCUUUUUUGCAGAACUGGAACAAAAUAUUUCUUUUUGCUUCUGUGAUUGCUUUAGCCAUUGAUCCAUUGUUUUUCUAUAUUCCUAUUGUUGAUGGAGAAAGACACUGCCUUAAUUUGCAUCAUAACUUGGAGAUAGCAGCUAGUGUGCUUAGAACAUUUAUAGAUGCCUUCUACAUCAUUCACAUUGUGUUUCAGUUUAGAACUGCUUAUAUCUCUCCUUCUUCUCGGGUUUUCGGAAGAGGCGAGUUGGUUGAUGAUCCGAAAGCAAUAGCCAUUAAGUAUCUCUCCUCGUACUUUAUCAUCGAUGUUCUUUCUAUCCUUCCACUCCCACAGCUUGUAGUCUUAGCAGUUAUCCCCAAUGUCAACAAGCCGGUCUCUUUGAUCACUAAGGACUACUUGAUUACUGUCAUAUUUACUCAAUACAUUCCAAGGUUUCUUCGUAUUUAUCCACUUUACACUGAAGUUACAAGAACAUCUGGCAUAGUUACUGAAACCGCUUGGGCUGGAGCUGCUUGGAACCUAUCUCUCUAUAUGUUAGCCAGUCAUGUGUUUGGAGCGUUAUGGUACUUAAUAUCAGUAGAACGAGAAGACAGAUGCUGGCGUGAAGCUUGCGAAAAGAGACCAGAAGUGUGUACCUUUAGAUUUCUCUACUGCGAUGGAAACACUAGUGUUAGAAACGAUUUCCUGACUACCUCGUGCCCGUUUAUCAACCCUGAUGAUAUAACAAAUUCAACGGUCUUCAACUUUGGCAUUUUUACUGAUGCUUUAAAGAGUGGGAUUGUUGAAUCAGAUGAUUUCUGGAAGAAGUUCUUCUACUGCUUCUGGUGGGGUUUGCGUAAUUUAAGUGCAUUGGGACAAAAUCUCAAUACGAGCAAAUUCGUUGGGGAAAUCAUAUUUGCUGUAUCAAUCUGCAUAUCUGGACUAGUCUUAUUCGCACUACUUAUCGGCAAUAUGCAGAAAUACUUGGAAUCGACAACAGUUAGGGAAGAGGAGAUGAGAGUGAGAAAAAGAGAUGCAGAGCAAUGGAUGUCUCAUCGAAUGUUACCCGAUGACUUGAGGAAACGUAUCAGAAGGUAUGAGCAAUACAAAUGGCAAGAAACUAGAGGAGUCGAAGAAGAAAACCUUCUGCGUAAUCUCCCUAAAGACCUCAGGAGAGACAUCAAACGCCAUUUUUGCCUCGAUCUUCUCAAGAAAGUACCUCUCUUCGAGAUAAUGGAUGAGCAAUUGUUAGAUGCCGUGUGUGACAAGCUAAAACCCGUGCUCUACACUGAGAACAGCUAUGCAAUUCGAGAAGGAGACCCAGUGGAGGAGAUGUUGUUUGUUAUGAGAGGAAAACUGAUGAGCGCCACCACAAACGGUGGCCGGACCGGCUUCUUUAACGCCGUAUACCUUAAAGCUAGCGACUUUUGCGGCGAAGAUCUUCUCACAUGGGCAUUGGAUCCUCAAUCUUCGUCUCAUUUUCCGAUUUCGACGAGAACAGUUCAAGCUUUAACAGAAGUAGAAGCCUUUGCUCUAGCAGCAGAUGAUCUCAAGCUUGUUGCUUCACAAUUCAGACGACUCCAUAGCAAACAGCUUCAACAUACUUUCAGGUUUUAUUCGGUACAAUGGAGAACUUGGGGUGCGUCUUUCAUACAAGCGGCGUGGCGGAGACAUUGCCGGAGGAAACUAGCUAGGUCAUUAACCGAAGAAGAAGAUCGAUUCCGAAACAUAAUCGCAAAACGCGAACGCGAUGCGGCGUCUUCGUCGAGCCUGGUUGCAACGUUAUACGCGUCGCGGUUUGCUUCAAACGCGCUUCGCAAUCUGCGUACCAACAACGUUCCUUUGCUCCCUCCUAAACCCUCCGAGCCUGAUUUCAGUCUUCGAAACCCUUAAAUAUCUCCAGUUACCACUUGUAUAUAAUAUUGUCAACGACAUACAUUAAAGCUUAAACUAAUUA
Molecule: messenger RNA, 2257 nt
Organism: Arabidopsis arenosa
Lineage: Eukaryota; Viridiplantae; Streptophyta; Magnoliopsida; Brassicales; Brassicaceae
Source: the annotation of a GenBank genome assembly